CACUUGUUAGUUUGACGUUUUGGGAAAUUUAUUUGUUUACAAUAUUAUUUGAAUAAUAAAAAAUUUUCAGUUCUACUCAAAAUAAGGAAUUAUUAUCAAAAUGAUUAUUUAAAAAUGUUAUCAACACCCAUGACGGUGGAUUUUAGGAUUUUCGUGACAGCAAACAAUGGUUUUAGUAUGAAACAACAGUAGGAACCCCAAUGAACAGCUUCUUGAAAUCAACGUUUCUUAAGAUAUUUAGGAUAUUUGAAGUGAAAAAGCCCAAUAUAAUGAAAAACCUGGCUGUAUUUGACUUUGACCAUACCAUAAUUGAUGAUAAUUCUGACACAGCAAUUAUGAAACUAGUAAACAAGAGCAAAUAUCCCCCUGAACUGAAGGAACUCCACAAAUCUGAAGGCUGGACCUGUUUUAUGCAAGGGGUUUUUGAUGUCCUACAUGAGAAUAAUAUUACUGAAGCCGAUAUUGCCAUGCUCAUAAAGAAAUUACCUGAAGUAGAGGGGAUUAAAUCUCUGAUAACCGAGUUACAUGAUAAUAUGGACUAUGAUGUAAUUGUUAUUAGUGACUCAAACACCUUUUUUAUUGACAUGUGGCUCAAAGCAAAUCAACUUAGUGGUAAAGUGCUCAAAGUGUUUUCAAACCCUGCAGAGUUUGACGAGAAUGGUCGACUGAGUAUUAAAAUGUACCAUAAUCAAGACUCUUGCAUUUUAAGCACAAGGAAUUUAUGCAAAGGGAUGAUCUUGGACGAUUUUAUAGAGCAACAAAACCAAAGGGGCAUUUUUUAUAAAAAAGUUGUUUAUAUUGGAGAUGGACAUAAUGACUUUUGCCCCAUUUUGAGACUGAAUGAAAAAGGUGUGGCAUGCUGCAGGGAAAAGUACAAAUGUGUUGAUUUAGUGAGAAGGGUGCGAAAUGGGAAAAAAAUCAGCGAGUCUGAUCAGACAGAGUAUGUGGUCAAGGCUGAUGUUUGUGUGUGGCAAAAUGGACAAAACAUAUUGGACUUUCUAAGAAAAUGAAAUUGGUCUUCCGUAUUCUCUGUGAUAUUAUCAAAUAAAGGGUUUUUGUAACUAA
Messenger RNA from Anthonomus grandis grandis, 1065 nucleotides. Its product is annotated as pyridoxal phosphate phosphatase PHOSPHO2-like. NCBI's taxonomy places the organism in Eukaryota, Metazoa, Arthropoda, Insecta, Coleoptera, Curculionidae. The record is from RefSeq and is a predicted model, not a curated record. Gene Ontology annotation, molecular function: phosphatase activity. The transcript is spliced from 2 exons. The coding region runs from base 201 to 1010 and encodes 269 amino acids.